AUGUCGAAAAAAGGACGUAACAAGGGCGAGAAGCCCGAAGCCCUAAUACUUGCUCUUCAAGCUGCAAAUGAAGAUCUCAGGACUAAAUUAACAGAUAUACAAAUAGAGCUACACCAGGAGAAAUCCAAGGUGUCUCGGCUUGAAAGGGAGAAAAAUCAAGAGAGUAAAAGGAUAAAGGAGCAGGAACAACACAAACACACUGCAACUGUUUCUGAAUUGAAAGCUAAGCUGCAUGAAGAGAAGAUGAAGGAGCUCCAGGCAGUAAGGGAGAACUUAAUCAAACAGCAUGAGCAGGAGAUGUCUCGGAUGGUUAAAUUAAAAGAGGCAGAGAUCCUGCGACUAAAGUCUGCUGUUAAUGCGCUUCGUGAUGGCAGCAGUGACAAAGUAAGGACAGCUCUGAGCACAGAGGCACGGGAAGAGGCCAGAAAAGUGUUUGACUCUGAGCGCCUCAAGCUCUUACAGGAGAUCACGGAGCUGAAAUCUGCUAAGAAACAAAUGGAUGAGGCUCUCAAUAAUAUGAUCCAGGCUGACAAAAUCAAAGCUGGGGAUUUGAGAAGUGAACAUCAUUCCCACCAGGAGGCUAUUGCAAAGAUUAAAUGGGAAAGCGAAAGGGACAUUCGAAGACUGAUGGAUGAGAUUAAAGCAAAAGAUAGGAUCAUCUUCUCUCUUGAAAAAGAGCUUGAGACACAAACCAGCUCCCUGCAAAGGCUUCAGUUACAGAAGGAUGCCUUGGAUGAACAAUUAUUUUUAGUUAAAGAAGCUGAGUGCAACAUGGGAAGUCCCAAGCGUGAAAUCCCAGGAAGGGCAGGGGAUGGAUCCGAGCACUGUGGAAGUCCGCUAAAACUUUUUGCUUUUCAGGAUUUACGCAGAAAUCAGAAAAGAAUGGCGGAAUUAAAUGCAACAAUCCGAAAACUGGAGGACAGAAAUACAUUACUUGUGGAUGAGAGAAAUGAACUGCUGCGAAGAGUCAGGGAAGCAGAAAAACAAUGCAAACCUCUGCUGGAAAAGAAUAAGUGCCUCACUAAAAGAAAUGAUGAACUGAUGCAAUCUUUACAACGUAUGGAGGAGAAGCUGAAAGUCCUUUCAAAGGAAAAUGCAGAAAUGAAGAGAAAAAUCACAUCUCAUCCUCCACUGAAGAAGUUAAGAUCCUUAAAUGACCUUGACCAAGCAGGAGAGGAACAAGAAAUCGAGUUCUUGAAGUUACAAGUUGUAGAACAACAGAACAUUAUCGAUGAUUUAACAAGGGUAGGAUUUAACACCGUUGUAUGA
Molecule: messenger RNA, 1269 nt
Organism: Staurois parvus
Lineage: Eukaryota; Metazoa; Chordata; Amphibia; Anura; Ranidae
Source: the annotation of a GenBank genome assembly